AUGAAAAACAAUCUCAAGAAUGAGACUUCUGCUAUUAAGAAAGGACUCAAAGCGGAGAGGGAGGUUCGAAUGGCUUUUGUAGAUACAGCACUCCACACUAAAGUCCCCAAAUUUGAUGUUUUUGAAGGGAAGUCGACAUUUGAAAAUUUUUAUCAGUUCACUCAGAAAAAUGCGCACCCGCAAUCUGUUCUCAACCAGAUUGAAACUCUUUCUUACUCUAAAGUACCAACCACGAAAAAUGAAGAGGCAGGGUUUGUCCGAAAAAGUGAACAACACAAAAACGACCAAAACGACAAAUUGGAGUCAAAAAUUGAACAAAUCGAUGACCGCAUUACUACACCUCCAAAGAAAAUCCAACCAACCGCGAACAGUGCGAAUGCUCCUCUCAUCAUCACCAAAACCAAUUCCGAGACCCCACAUAUCGUUGUGACAAAGAGUCGACCAAAUCAGAAGAUGGACAUUGAAGAAGAUGGAGUCCAAGAUAUAUAUGAAGCAUUGGAAAAUGAUCAACAGCACCACCAACAGAGUAUUACUACCACUAAAAUGACCAUUGAACCUUCUAUCAUCAAGAAAGAGGGAAUGAGUCACAAGAAUGAUUUAUUAAUUAAUACGCCAAUGAACACGUUCAAUCAAGUCUUUGUCGUCGACGAAGAGAAUGACGUCCAAGAGGUCGAGUGCUUGGAUGUUAGUACUAUGGAGAGAACCAAUGGAACUACUGCAACUGUUAAUAAUAAGGACGACCCUUUCGAUAUCUCAGACGAUUUCUUGAAUGAAGUCAUUAACAGUACUGCUAAUACUAAGACAAGUAAAACAGACACGGAAAUGGAACAACGUGCAAUGGAAGAAGAAUCAAUGUUAACUGAGCCCGUGUUUAGAAAGUCAGAGAAAGACUUAAAACGGACAACGAAGAAUAAGGAGAACAAAAAGAAGAAUGAAGACAUCGAAAUUAGUUUGAUGGAGGAGUCGUCGAUUGUACAAAAGAAGAAACCGUCGUUGGAGAUUUCAAUGUAUAACACUGAAGACGAAAUGGAUGUUGGAAAUUCAGUGUACCUUGGCGACCAGACACAGACGAAUGGGAAUACAACAAACACAUAUGAGAAACAAAAAGGUGACAAUCAUGAAGCUAUUAUGAUUGACGACGAUGAUAUUUCCGGGUUGAUGGACACGUUUGAUGACAACGAAAAGGGGAAGGGAGGGAAUGUUGGAAGAGGAGAGAGUACCACAAACAACCCAAUGGAAAUGGAAGACGAGAUUCAAGUGAACGAGUGUAUUAACUUUGACGAAGAAGGCAAGAAAAUGAAGAAUACAAAGAAUAUGAAGGGUCAAAUGACACUCGAAGCGUUUUUCCAUACCAAUCGGAAUGCGCUUGGUUAUAUCAAAAAAUAUCUCCAAGUCAAAAUUACCAACUUGGAAGCGAAUGAUGCGGAGUUGGAAAUUAAAAGGUCUUUGCAAGACGAUUUGGCAAAAAUUGCGAGUUUGGAACAACCUUCAAAUCCACAACAAGACGACUUCAUUGGGGAGGAUUUCUUUGACAACACAAAACAGAUGGGUGUGACAAAUUAUACACUGGAUGGACCACAAAAUGUCCAAAUGGAAGGAGACUAUGUUGAAGCAGUUGAUGGGAUGUUGCGAGAAGAGUCGAGUUUAAUUAAUGAUGACAGCGGAAUUGUUCGACACCAGCCAUUUCGAGAGACGAGUGAAGGUGGACGGUUUUAUGUGUGGAAAUUGAAUGAGUUUUUGAAGACCAAUACGGGUAUUAAGAGGCGGUUUCCGAUGGCCGUUGACAGGCGUCCUCCAAAUGGGAAAGGGAUGUAUCCGAUUGAUACCGAUUGGGAACACACAAGUUUUACCUGGGACGAGGUAGCAUUAAAGCAGAACCACAACGACUUUGGUAACGACUCAUUCAGACCGAGUCAAAAGGCGAUCAUUAAUUGUGCGUUGUCUGGACACAACACACUUGUCUUAAUGCCAACUGGUGGGGGGAAGUCACUGUGUUAUCAACUUGCGAGCGCAUUGAUGACGGGAAUCACUGUUGUUAUUUCGCCAUUGGUGUCAUUGAUUCAAGACCAAGUCGCCAAUUUAAACUCGACGUCACUUGAGAACAACGUUUUGGCGUAUUAUCAGGGGUCGGACUUCGAAGCGGGGAAGAGGUUCUUUGCGGAGAGUAAAAGCGUGUGCAAGCCGAAGUUGAAGCUUGUGUUCUUGACACCGGAACGAAUACAACUGGACUCGUUCUUGGAAGCGCUGGACAGUUACUACAACAACAGGAAUUUUGCGCUGAUAGUGGUAGACGAGGCGCAUUGCGUUAGUCAGUGGGGACACGAUUUUAGAGAGUCGUACCAGAAGCUUUCUGUACUGACGCAGAGAUACCCUGGCGUGCCACUUAUGAUGUUGACUGCGACAGCGACGGAGAGAGUGCAGAAUGACAUUUUGUUGUCUGUUGGUGUUGAGAGCGCUGUUGUGUUUACUCAGUCGUUCAAUAGAAAGAACUUGAGGUACUGCGUCAAGCCGAAAACUAAGAACGUCAUCGACGACAUUGAGAAACUGAUCAAAACGAAGUACCGAAACCAGAGUGGGAUUGUCUAUUGUUUGAGCCGCAAAAAUACGAAGGAUGUCUGUGAUCAGCUUGUUGCGCGUGGGAUAAAGGCGUGUUUUUAUCACGCCGAGCUGACUCCGGAAGAGCGACAGAAAGCGCAGAGAGGGUGGAGUGAUGGGGAAUUUGAUGUGAUUUGCGCGACAAUUGCGUUUGGGAUGGGUAUCAAUAAGCCUGAUGUGAGGUUUGUCAUCCAUCAUUCACUUCCAAAGACCCUCGAAGGGUAUUACCAAGAGAGUGGGAGAGCAGGACGAGACGGAGAACCCGCGGACUGCAUUUUAUUUUACUCGUAUCGUGACAAAUUUGUGUAUGAAAGGUUUUUAAUGGAAGACCAAAAGAAGAACAAUAGUGACAGUGAGCACAUAGAACUCUCACGAGAUAACUUGAACCAAGUGAUUAGCUAUUGUGAGAACACCGUGGAUUGUCGAAGAACUAUGGUGUUGAGAUAUUUUGGAGAGAACUUUGACCCGAAGUGGUGCAACAAGACGUGUGACAAUUGUUAUAACCCUGCACAAACGGAGAUUGUAGAUUUGACGGAAAUAGGAAAGUACGUUGUGAAGCUUGUGGAUAAACACAAGAAAAUAACGUCGACGAUGGCCAUUUCUAUAUUGAAAGGGGCAGCGGCUGCUGCGAAGAAAUAUGGGAAAGACGAAAUUGGGUUUGGCUCUGCUAAAGGGAGAGACCAACAGCUGCUCGAUCAACUAAUGAAGGAGAUGUGUUUGUCCAAAAUACUAAGCGAAAGGAUAGAAGAGUCAGUGCACAAGAACAUUGUUGUGUAUUUGAGGUUUGGAGCGAAUUAUAACAAAUUUGUGAGUGGGAAAAUGCCGAUCAACGUUCGAAUUAAAAAGGUUGGGCACGACGGAGUGGAGAUGGAGAGUGGUGUGAGGAUGACGACAUAUCAAAGCGAGUUGUUUGAAACGCUGGACAACGUUCGACAAGAGAUAUUAGAGGAAGUGCAAAAGAAGACGGGGAAGGGGUCGUUACUUAAACACAAUUUGGUUGACACUCGCGCGCUGAAUAAAAUAGUGGUGGUGAUGCCAACAACAUUGGAGGAAUUUGAAGAGAAAAUCACGAUGAAAAAGAAUAUCAAAAGUGCGUAUGGGAAGAGGUUUGUAGAUGCCGUGAAUAACUUUUUGAGAGAACACAACAGACAAGAGGUCAAGACGACAAACCCAAGUAUAAAUGUAGUCAGAGCAGCUCCGAAAUUAAGUCGAACGAAAGUGAAAGUAAGAGAAGAGGAAGAAGAUGAGGAAGAAGACGAUAGAAAUGAUAAUGGAAAUGAUGAUGAUAUUUUGGACUUGAUCAACGAAAUGCAGGACGAAGGAGAAGAAGAAGAACCAAAGAAGAAAACACGAAAGAAACGAACGACUGCAGGCGAGAAAGGAGAAAAGGGAGAGAAAAAGAUGAGCAGACCGACGAAGAAAACAACAACCAACAAGAAGAAGAAAACGACAAAAACAGUGAAGAGUACUUUUAUCAAACCCAUGUUGUAG
This is a messenger RNA of Entamoeba invadens IP1, 4086 nucleotides long. Its product is annotated as DNA helicase hus2, putative. The coding region runs from base 1 to 4086 and encodes 1361 amino acids. Gene Ontology annotation, biological process: DNA replication; double-strand break repair via homologous recombination. Lineage: Eukaryota; Evosea; Mastigamoebida; Endamoebidae. The record is from RefSeq and is a predicted model, not a curated record. Gene Ontology annotation, cellular component: cytoplasm; chromosome; nucleus. The transcript has a single exon. Gene Ontology annotation, molecular function: 3'-5' DNA helicase activity; ATP binding; four-way junction helicase activity.